This is a messenger RNA of Octopus sinensis (East Asian common octopus), 2416 nucleotides long. RefSeq names its product TGF-beta receptor type-1-like. The coding region runs from base 5 to 1504 and encodes 499 amino acids. The transcript has 10 exons. NCBI's taxonomy places the organism in Eukaryota, Metazoa, Mollusca, Cephalopoda, Octopoda, Octopodidae. Gene Ontology annotation, biological process: nervous system development; protein phosphorylation; cellular response to growth factor stimulus. Gene Ontology annotation, cellular component: plasma membrane; activin receptor complex. The record is from RefSeq and is a predicted model, not a curated record. Gene Ontology annotation, molecular function: activin binding; activin receptor activity, type I; ATP binding.
UAUCAUGGCGGACUUUGUUAACGUAUUUUGUGUGCAGCUGGUUAUUUGGUUGUUGCAUGUGUAUGACACCUUAGGUUUGUUGUGUUCCUGUAAUGAAUGUACAAACACAAACACAUGUAAUACAACAGGGGUCUGCUAUGCACUCAUGACGCGGAGAAAACAGGGCAAGAAACUUAUCUAUAAUUGCCAUCAUAAGCCAGUGCCCAAAGAUCGACCGUUUUUCUGUGAGAACAGUAAUGUACGAAAGUAUGACUGGAACAUAUCUUGUUGCUCGGACUCUGCAUUUUGCAACAAAAAACUCCACCCUGUUCUUGAACCAUACAAACCAGAUCCUUCAAGAAGUGGAUCUGAAGGAAUGGACCUAACUAAUACCGUAGUCAUCACAAUAUGUGUUGGAGUGAUCCUUCUGUUGCUGCUUAUUGCAUUCAUCUACUUCUGCCAACGCCGGUCACAGAUCUACUUGCCUGCUAACUCCACAGUUGACCGCUUCCAGGCCAUGCAAUGUGGCAGUCUGAGAAGUCUUAUUGAAGACUGGUCCCCUUCUGGUUCCGGUUCAGGUCUUCCUCUCCUUGUUCAGCGAACCAUAGCAAGACAGAUACGGCUCAUAGAGAUUAUUGGAAAAGGCCGUUAUGGUGAAGUGUGGCGGGGACAGUGGCGGGGUGAGUCGGUGGCGGUGAAGAUCUUCUCCUCACGAGAUGAACGUUCGUGGUUUCGUGAGGCUGAAAUUUACCAAACAGUGAUGCUUCGUCAUGAGAACAUUCUUGGUUUUGUUGGAGCUGAUAAUAAGGAUGAUGGUACCUGGACUCAAUUGUGGUUGGUUACUGAUUAUCACGAAAAUGGUUCACUUUAUGAUUUUUUAAACAAGAAUGUUAUUACAAAACAAGAUUUGAUCAAAAUAGCCCUUUCAAUUGCUUGUGGUUUGGCUCAUUUGCAUAUGCAGAUAUUAGGGGUACAAGGUAAACCUGCCAUUGCCCAUCGAGAUUUAAAAAGUAAGAAUAUUUUAGUAAAAAGAAAUAUAACCUGUUGUAUUGCUGACUUAGGUUUGGCUGUGCGACAUGAUUCAGAGACCGACAAGAUUGAUAUACCCCACAACACACGGGUUGGAACCAAGCGUUACAUGGCACCAGAAGCGCUGGAUGAAACGAUAAAUGUUAACCAGUUUGAUUCAUUUAAACGAGCUGAUGUUUAUUCCUAUGGUUUGGUUUUGUGGGAAACUGCAAGACGCUGCAAUGGGUUUAAUUAUUAUUCAUCAUAUGAAGAAUAUGAGCUGCCAUUCUAUGACAUGGUGCCAUCGGACCCAACCCUUGAGGACAUGAGGAAAGUGGUUUGUGUUGAACGACUCCGCCCUACCAUACCUAACAGAUGGCACACAAACGAGACUGCCAGUCACAUGGCUCGACUGAUGAAAGAAUGCUGGUACCACAGUGCUGCUGCUCGCCUUACAGCUCUACGCAUCAAGAAGACAUUGACGAAUAUGGCUCUAAGGGAGGACUUCAAGAUUUAAGGGCUGUUCGGAUGUUUUUUUAGGGGUAUUAUUUCUGUUUUACUUUUACCAUGUAUCAUCAAUGGAGAGUAAGCAGCUAGCAUCACAUCAUACACCGAUUUGCUGCUCCCCCUUCCUCACUGAAUUGGUGUGCAGUUGGUUCCUGCUCUGCUGGAUGCUUGCUGGCUCUGUACAACAACAACAACAACAAAAAAAAACAACUACAAACAAGAAGGAAAUGGAAAAAAAAAUAAUGGCAUUUGCCAAAAAAAUGGUUGGAAGAAAUAUGUAAACUCCUAUUCUACCCACUCCUAGAUAUUCUGUGUCUGAAACAAAAACUGUGAGAUGGUCAUAGCUGGAAUGCCUUUGGCUUUAACAUAAUUAACAGGCCUGCUGAUCUGGCCCAAUGUGAGGCUAAAAAACUCUUUUUUUCAACCAGCUCAAUUUUUCAGAGUUGCUCACCAUAAUAGCAAACAGCAACCAAGUAGUUAACGAAAGCCAUCUUCAACAUCUACUUCUUCAACAAUAUGUAACAACAACAACAACAAGAACAGCAGCAACAAUUGUAUCAGCAGAAAGAGCAACAAUGUGCUCACACACACUCACACACACACACACACACACACACCAAGCAGCAAGGGGUGAAAAAACUGUCUUGCCCAAACAAACCAAGGAAUUUUAAACCAAGUUAAAGCCAGAUGGUUGUAUUGAAGAAAAAGAAAAAAAAAAUUGAUUAAGCCAUUUAAAUGGGUCUUUGUACCAUUUUGGGUUGAUAAACUCCUUGCCACAAAUUGACCCAUUGUGGAUGUUUUUAGUCUUUACAACAUUUCAAAAGAAAAAAAAAAACAAAGAAAGAGAAAGAAUUUCUAACCUUUCUGUCAAAUCACACUCAGAAAUCCGCCCUCACCAUUUUCUUAAAAGAUUUGGCUGCAA